Diaporthe citri is the source of this 873-nucleotide messenger RNA. RefSeq lists its product as uncharacterized. Bases 1 to 873 code for a protein of 290 amino acids. The record is from RefSeq and is a predicted model, not a curated record. Lineage: Eukaryota; Fungi; Ascomycota; Sordariomycetes; Diaporthales; Diaporthaceae. The transcript has a single exon.
AUGGCCUCUGUCGAGCACUGCCUCUUCUGCUUCGAGACUCUCGCCGCCAAGCUCGAGGGCCGCAAAGGCCUGGACCUAGACGACGUCCAGAGCUCCUUCGCCGAGUACUCCGCCUUCCUCGACUCCUCCGACGACACCACCGCCGGGGCCGCCAAGCCCAGCAAGCCCGCCAAGAAGCUCCCCGCCCUCCGCCGCCUGGUAGGGAGCUCCAGCUCCUCCAGCUCCUCGUCAUCCUCCCUACAGUCCCCCGAGUCCGCCUCCGGCAGCUCGAGCUCGACCUCCCUUUCGGCAAACACCUCGGCCACGUCCGUGGCGGGCGGCGCGUCAGAGCCCGUGACAGAUCCUAACGCCGAGUACCCCCUCUUCGUGACGUGGAACAAGGCGGCGGGCGGCGGCGAGUACCACCUGCGGGGCUGCAUUGGGACCUUCGAGGCGCAGCCGCUGGCCGAGGGCCUGUCGUCGUACGCGGUGAUCGCGGCGCUGCACGACAGCCGCUUCAGCCGGGUGUCGGCGCGCGAGCUGCCCUCGCUGCAGGUCGCCGUGACGCUGCUGACCGACUUCGAGGACGCCGACGACGUCCUCGACUGGGAGCUGGGCACCCACGGCAUCCGCAUCUCGUUCCAGUGGGACGGCCGCCGCCACGGCGCGACCUACCUGCCCGACGUCGCCACCGAGCAGGGCUGGACCAAGGAGCAGACCCUCGUCAGCCUCAUGCGCAAGGCCGGCUGGGAGGGCAGGCGUGACCGCUGGAGGGAGGUCGCCGACGCGGGUGCCAUGAAGGUCGUCAGGUACCGCGGCGACAAGGAGCAGGUCGUCUACGACGAGUUCAAGGGCUGGAGGGACUGGGCCGACGAGCACUCGAGUCAGAAGUAA